Molecule: messenger RNA, 1107 nt
Organism: Anoplophora glabripennis (Asian longhorned beetle)
Lineage: Eukaryota; Metazoa; Arthropoda; Insecta; Coleoptera; Cerambycidae
Gene: spz4
Product: protein spaetzle 4
Exons: 2
Coding region: 1-1107 (368 amino acids)
Biological process (GO): regulation of Toll signaling pathway; innate immune response; central nervous system formation
Cellular component (GO): extracellular region
Molecular function (GO): Toll binding; growth factor activity
Source: RefSeq, a predicted model, not a curated record
AUGUUACAGGCAUAUAUUUAUAAAUCGACUGGACAAAGUUUCAAUUCUGGUGGUGACCAUGCAGCCUGUGGUCGGCCUUACCGUUCUGGACGUAUGUAUUUACCGCCUUGUGAUAUGAGGAAGCAGGGUUUCUGUAAUACACCUGGGAAUACUUACCCUUGGCAUGCUGUUAAACGAUUUGUUCGUGAUAAUCAAGGCCUUAUGAGAAGAAUGUAUGGUGAUCAACGACAUGGUCACGUUUUAAAAUCCGAAUUUCAUGAUGAAGGUUUUUGGAAUUCUGCAAAUGAACCGUCUUUAUCGUCUAAAUAUUAUGAAUAUCAUGAACAAGAUACAGAUAACGAUUUAGUUCAAGAAAAUAAUUUAGAUCUAGAUGAAAAUGAAGCUAGAUUAUUUCCUGAAAAUGUCGCUAAUGAGGAUGUUCUUAAUACUAAAUUUGUUUUUUCUGAAGAGCCUAUACUAUCAAUAAAAUUAUCAAAUUUAAAAACCGUACAUUCCUUUAGGCAUACUACACAGAAGACUCCUAAAAGUACACUAACUGAAAAUGAAAUAAACACUUUAACCGAAACUACGGAUAUCGGUACAACUUCAGAGACAACUAUUCAGCAAACUAUAUCAGCUGGUAAUAAUUUAACUAAUGUCGACAGUAGUACAAAAACGUAUAUGAAACCUGAAGAAAAUACUUUCAAUGAAAAUGGUGAAAAGAAAGAAACAAUAUUAUUCCAGGAUAUGGAGGAAAAGAAACGGCCUAUAAAUUUUAACCUGAAAGGAGUAAACGCUUGUCCAGUUAAAGAAGAAGUGGUAGCACCAUUUUGGGCGAAUAAUACUCGUGGAGAGACAUUGGCACUUUUAAAUAUGUACCCAUUUGAGCAGUACGUUCAUUGGGAGAAAUGUACAUUUGAACUUCGUAAAAUGUAUUGCAGAGAAGGUUGUCGCUGCGAGCAGCAAUACCGACUUCAUAGGCUUUUAGCUUACGACCCGAAUAACGAAUGCAAAGGCAUAUUUUCAGACUGGUUUCGUUUUCCAUCGUGUUGUAUUUGCAAAUGCUAUGAUUUAACUGUUGAUUUUAGAGUUACUUCAAGAAGUCCUAGAAUUCAAACAUAUGAUUAA